This is a messenger RNA of Bombus impatiens (common eastern bumble bee), 1485 nucleotides long. Its product is annotated as peptidoglycan recognition protein 3. Gene Ontology annotation, biological process: peptidoglycan catabolic process. The record is from RefSeq and is a predicted model, not a curated record. NCBI's taxonomy places the organism in Eukaryota, Metazoa, Arthropoda, Insecta, Hymenoptera, Apidae. The transcript is spliced from 7 exons. Gene Ontology annotation, molecular function: N-acetylmuramoyl-L-alanine amidase activity; zinc ion binding.
UAUCUAGAGAAAGGAAGGGAUUAAAAGACCCAACAUAUGCGUCCGAGGGGCUUCCCAGUCGCGUACAAUUUUUCGUUUAAGAACCGACGCUCUUUCACCAUUCCCAUUCAGUUAGACUUUUAACUACGAGCUAACGCGGUAUCGAGUAUUAUGGGGUCGCCUAUUUCUUUAGCAUUUGCGGUGUACGUUUCCAUGUUGCUCGCUUCGAUCGAAAAUGCCCUCGCAUUGCCAUUUUGCCAAACUAAUAUCGAUAGCGAAACCGCGGUGCCAAACAUCGUGAGCAGGCUGGAGUGGCAAGCCAGGCCACCGGUCGACCGAGUGCCGUUGGAAGUGACGCCGACACCUUACGUGGUCAUUCAUCACGGAGGCAUAGCUAAACACUGUUACGAUCAAAAAGCGUGCUCUGAGAUCGUAAGGAGUUACCAAAAUUAUCAUAUGGACGAUAGACAGUGGUUCGAUAUCGGUUACAACUUCGUUAUCGGCGAGGAUGGCAACGUUUACGAGGGUCGAGGCUGGGAUUAUGUCGGGGCGCAUGCACCUGGUUACAACACCCAGAGCAUCGGAAUAUGUGUUAUCGGUGAUUUUAGUGAUAUUCUUCCCAAUGAAGUAGCUUUGAAGGCGGUGGACGCCUUGAUCAGUUACGGAGUAUCCCUUGGCAAAAUCAAUGAAGAUUAUCACGUGCUGGGACAUCGACAAGCCAGGAAUACUCUCUGUCCAGGCAAUGAAUUUUACAAGUACGUUCAGAAAUUUCCACGCUGGACUGACCAUCCUAUGCCGAAACAUUGAACAACAUUGUCAACGAAGAUGACAAAGUUAAUAGCGGUGAUCCUCCUACUCGCCAACUGUCAAGUGUUGUUUUGUGCUGUGCAUAAGACGCCUGUACGUCCAAGUAUAAUAUCAAGAUCAGAAUGGGGAGCCAACGCACCAAAGUCAACCCUUAGGAAUCUCGCAGAGGAGCCUGCCCCGUUCGUUAUAAUUCAUCAUUCAGCGACUGAUGGUUGCACGACUCGAGCGAUUUGUCAAGCCAGAGUGAGAAGUUUUCAGAACCAUCACAUGAACCAGAAAGGCUGGAAGGACAUAGGUUACAAUUUUUUGGUUGGCGAAGAUGGAAACAUUUACGAAGGAAGAGGAUGGGGCAAACACGGUGCGCAUUCCACACCUUACAAUUCGAAGAGCAUCGGAAUUUGCAUGAUUGGCAAUUUUGUUGGUCAUAAUCCUAGCGCGGCUGCGAUAAAGGCAGUUAAGGAUUUGAUCGAGUACGGUGUAACGCUUGGGAAAAUACAAGAGAACUAUACGUUGCUUGGCCAUCGACAAACGACGUCAACUUCCUGUCCAGGCGACAGUCUCUAUCAACUGAUUCAAACGUGGCCUCACUGGUCGUCGAUCUGAUAAUUCUUCGACGGAAAGCAUCGUUGCAUAAUCGAUUUAUUUUAGACGCUGUAUCGUACAUGUUUUCGAAAAGAAGUAAACGUUGUUCGCAUCGCA